Messenger RNA from Rhipicephalus sanguineus (brown dog tick), 1396 nucleotides. RefSeq names its product sodium-dependent glucose transporter 1. The transcript has 4 exons. Bases 1 to 1230 code for a protein of 409 amino acids. The record is from RefSeq and is a predicted model, not a curated record. NCBI's taxonomy places the organism in Eukaryota, Metazoa, Arthropoda, Arachnida, Ixodida, Ixodidae.
AUGGUUCAGGGCCUGUUCUUCUCGGUGACUGGAGUGGCACUACUCGACCUGGCCGACGUGUACGGCACCGAUGUCGGCAGCGUCGCGCAACUAGUCACCACGCGCGGUGUCGGUAUUCUGGCGGGCAGCUUCGUCGGAGGCCACCUCUACGACCGGCUCAAUACGCAGCUGCUGAGUGUGCUGUUCACGGCGCUUACGUCGGCCAGCGUGUUGGCAACGCCACUGUCCAACCAGCUUCUGUACGCCCACGGCACGUCCGUGCUGGCUGGAUUUUCCAUGGGCGCCUUGGACACCGGUGCGAACGUAUGGCUCAUCAACUUGUGGCCUUCCGGGUGCGGUCCGGUGCUGCAAGUGUACCACGUCGCCUUUGGAGUGGGCGCCUUCGUAGCGCCGUUCGUGGCCGAGCCCUUCCUGUCCAGCAACAUCUCUUUGGCUGCAAACGACACCCUGUCCGACGGCCUUGGCGGAGAGACCCUCCUGAGGGAGACGCAACUAUCGUUCGCAUUCGGCAUCGUAUCGGGAUUCAUCGGGCUAGUGGCGGCUUCUAUGUUCGUUGUGUACCUCGUGGACCGAUCGGACUGCAAGCCACCAGGAGACGAGCGGUCGAGCCAGGCUGUGAGCGACCGCUUCGCCCUGGUUGCCCUCUUGGGAUGCUACGUUAUGGUGUACUUGGGACUGGAAUGCUCGUACGGCCAGAUGCUGGCAACUUUCGCCGUGGAGAGUGAUCUUCAGAUGACUAAGUCCGAAGCAGCCUAUUUGACGUCCCUUUACUUCCUCACGUUCACAGUGGCCAGGAUUGGUUCCGUGCUUUGGUCGAUGCUUGCUGGACCCUCUUGCAUCCUGAUCACCUGUCAAGUGCUCACCGCUGUCACGUUCACGCUGUUGACGGUGUUCGGGGCCUCCUCAGCCACCUGGCUCUGGACUCUGUCCGGCUUUGCGGGCGUUUCGCUUGCAGCGAUUUUCGCCGCGGCUGUGUCCUACGCCGUCCAGUUCGUCGUCAUGACCAACAGGCUGAUGUCGAUGGUGACGGUGGCUGCUUCCCUAGGGACCAUGGUGCCACCGCUCUUGGUCGGCCUCUUCAUUGAGCGAGACCCCGUGAUUUUCACGUACGUGUGCUUAGCGGCUGCCCUCACAAUGAGCGCACUUUACUUCGCUAUGUACCUGGUCACCAGGGGCAAGCCUUUAGUCACCACGGACAUUUCAGCACAACCGGGACACCGCGUCGGCUAGGCUGCGCACAACAAGCGCUCUUUCCAAAGAGCCAUACUUUUUUACGUGAUAGUAUGCCGUUUGUGCGCCACGGCAAGCAUGUUUUGCUUUUUAGUGACGCUUUCCUUCCAAGCACUUCCGGUUUUCCGAAUAUACAUUCAAUAUAACCCGAAAGGGUUAUUUUGGA